AUGUCGCUUCCAGCACGCACCCCGGCACCCCCAACACCCCCUCCACCCCCACCACCGGCGGCGGCAGCUCCUGCUGCUGCUGCUGCUGCUGACGAGCUCGCAACGCUCCAACAGAGAAAAGCGGCGCAGGACCUCGCUAUCGAGCGAGCUCUCAGCAUCGCACGCGUGAGGCUUGAUCUGGAGAUGGGAGAGGCUCAGCUGAGAGCUCUACGCAACCAGGAGGGAGAAAGAGAGAGAGAGCGCGGAAGACGUGCCACCCAGCAGGAGGAGGAGCAGGAGGUGGCAGCUGAAGCUGAAGAUCAACAAGCGGGAUAUGGACAUAUCCCUGUGAGGUAUUUGCCUGUGGCUGCUGAAGCUCAAGGAGACGAAGUGGCUGAAGCAGAAACGGGAGCUGAAGCAGAAGCAGAAGAUGAUCUGUAUGAUGCUGAUGAUGAAGAAGCAGAAGCAGAAGCAGAAGCAGAAGAACAACAACAACAGGAAGAAGAGGUAGCCGGAGUCCUCUUGCGCCAAGAAGCGAGAGCUACUGCUACGGCUGCUGCUAUCCUCGAGAUAUCCUUGGACUAUACUCGCAUCGGAUAUAGACAUGUUCCCAUGGCUGCUGAAGCUGACAUUGAAGCAGCAGAAGAAGAACACAGCUUCCCCUCCGACGAGGCAUCCUCCGAUCGCUUCGAGGACGCUCUCGAAGAACAAGAACAAGAACAAGAAGAAGAAGGAUACGACGUCGAAGCUGCGUUCCGUGCCUCCCAGAUCGGAGGAGAAGCUGCCCUCCUCCGCGACGAGGCAGUCGAGCGCCUCGAGGCCGCCGCCCUCGAAGCCGCCGCCCUCGAAGCCGAGGAGCGAGCCCAGAACGCGCAGCUCGAAGACCAGAUCCGGGAGGUCCAGGACUGGUUGACGAUCGAGGACGCCCUCGAAGCCGAGGAGCGAGUCCAGGACGCGCAGGACAUCCUGGACUGGUUGAGGAUGCAGGAGGAGCGGUACGCGGCGGCGGCGGCUGCUGUCGAAGCCGAGAUGGCCGCGAUGAUUGAGGAUCUGCGCGUGCACGACCACCGCCGAGGCGAGUGA
This is a messenger RNA of Drepanopeziza brunnea f. sp. 'multigermtubi' MB_m1, 1062 nucleotides long. NCBI's taxonomy places the organism in Eukaryota, Fungi, Ascomycota, Leotiomycetes, Helotiales, Drepanopezizaceae. The record is from RefSeq and is a predicted model, not a curated record.